AGGCAUGCACGACGGGCGCCGCCACGCUGUGCUGGCAGGCUCGCUGCGAUGGGCGCCACAGCUUUGCGCCGGCAGCCUCGCUGCUGCGUGCUGAUCUUGUCCUGGCCCGCAGUCCGACGAGCUGCCUCGGCAUCGUCCUGCCCAUGCCCAGCAGCUCGGUCCCAGGAGCCACGCGCACGGGCACCGAGCUGUGCGUGCUGCUGCCGUGGGGCAGCAUCGUCAUUUUCAUUGAGAACGACGUCAUGCUGCGGCUGCCCAACCUCAUCGGGCCCGAGCUCGCCGCGCUCGCGGCGCCGGCCGACAUGGCGCACAUUGUGUCCACCGAGGGCAUCGACCCGACGGAGGACGCGUCGCCGAAGCGCAACGAGCAGGAGCCAUUCGAUGCGGCACGCUUCGGCGCGCGCAGCGCUGCCUGUGCGGCACUGCGGGCGCUGACACGCAUGAGCGAGACGGAGAUGCUGCGCCUGCGCCCGGCGUUCCGCGAGGUGUGUCUCAGCAAGGAGGGCGUGGCGCUCAUCGAGGAGGAGGGCACGGCGUACAUGCCCAGCGUCGCCUACACGAUCCUGCAGCGCACCAUGCAGGCCGAGGGCCACUGCUUCGCCGACGUCGCCUCGGCGCGCGUCGCGCAGCCUGUGCUGCUGGCCGUGCACCGCAUGCUCAUGGACACGCCGAGCCGCUUCGUCGCCGACGACAUUGCGCACCGCUCGUCGCACCGCUUCAGCCUGCGCUCGGACCGCGAGCGCGAGGCCAUCGAGACGGUCGACGAGUGGGUGCGCGCGCCAAAGGGCAGCACCGAGUGGCGCAACCUGGAAGGCUUCGGCCAGCGCGCCAAGGAGGUGCUCGCCUGGCGCGCCAAGCUGGGCGGCGAGACAAUGCCGGCCGACGAGCCCGAGCGAGUGGAGCUGGAGGCCGAGGCCGGGCCCGGCGUGCAGUGGCGCCAGACGGACCACGUCAUUCUGCGCUUUCUCCGCAGCACGCUCUCGACGCGCCGCUCGCUGCAGGGCUACGAGUACCUCUCCAUCGCCAUGGACGUGCUGAAGCGCGCGGGCGCCGAUGUCACCGUCCAGCCCGUGGCGCACCGUCUGCAGCACCCGGAGCGCAGCUUCACGGAUGUGCCGCGCGACCUCGUGCCGUACGGCCGCGACACGGGCGACGCAGGCAUCGACCACCAGGGCGCGCUCGUCGUGCGCUUCCUGCAGGCCGUCGGCGAGAUGCCGCCGUGGGAGGACCACGCCCUGCUUCAGGUCGGCGUCGACUUCACAACGAACGAGCGCGACGCGCCGAGCGAGACGCCGCAGCCGACGCCCCGGCCCAAGCUGGCGCUGCACGAGGCGGAGAUGGAGCGCUUCGACUUUGAGCAGCUGCCUGUGCACGUCAUCGACGAUCCCACGGCGCACGAGCUCGACGACGGCAUCUCCAUCGAGCGUGUGGCCGGCAAGGACGAGAUCUGGAUCCACGUGCACGUUGCCGAUCCGACGUCAAUCAUGGACCCCGCCGACGAUCUGGCGCGGCGGGCGCGGCGGCAGCACAACACGCUCUACCUGCCCGAGGGGCGCUGGCCGCUGCUGCCGGACGAGAUGCUGCAGGCCGGCCGGCUGUCGCUGGGCUCCAAGAGCGAGACGGAGGAGCAGCGCGAGGAGCGGCAGAAGCACGGCCUGUGCGCGCUCACGUUCAGUGCGCGUGUGGAUGCGCAGGGCAAGGUGCAGGAGUACUGCGUGCGGCCGAGCAUCGUGCACAAUGUGCAGAUCACGACGUACGACGAGGUCAGCGCAGCGCUCGAGGUCGACGGCACCUCGGACCUGCACGUCCUGCAGCGCUUCGCCCGCGCGAUGCUGCACCAGCGCGUGGCCAACUCGAGCAUCGCCUCUAACAUGCCCGGGCCGAACUUUACGCUCUCGCCCGUGCCGCUGCCGGGCGCGCCCGCAACGCCGUCGACGCAGACGCUCUUCCGCGGCUUUCCCAAGAUCGACAUUGGCAUGCUGUCGCUCGAGCCGCCGGCGUGGUCGAAGGCGCAGGACCUCGUCUCCGAGUGCAUGCUGCUCGCCGGCCGCGUCGCCGGCGCCUGCGCCGCAGACCGCGGCGUGCCCCUCGUGUACCGCUCGCAAGAGGCGCCCGAGGCCGCCGCGGCGGCCAAGCUGCGCGGCCUGCGCGACGAGGACGGCAACAUGUCGUGGCUGACGCUGCUGCGCUCGGGCGUGCGUCUGGCGCCGGGCAACGCCUCGCACGCGCCGGCGCCGCACUUUGCGCUCGGCAUCUCGCCGGCGCUCGACGACGCCGCCGCGCACGGCGGCUAUGCGCGCAGCACGUCGCCGCUGCGCCGCUACCCGGACAUUGUGGCGCACUGGCAGCUCAAGGCGAGCCUGGCGGGGCGCACGGCGCCGUGGAGCCAGGAGCGCCUCGAGGCCGACAUGCCGCGCAUGGCACGCAUGGACGCCUGGUCGCGCAGCCUCGAGCGGCGCGUGCGCUACUUCUGGAUGGCGCUGGGCCUGCGGCGCCUGCUCGAUGCGCCGCCCGGCUCGCUGACGCCCGAGGAGCAGGCGCUCCUCGGGCCGCUCGACGCCGUCGUGGCGCUGCCCGACGUGCGCAUCAACCCGUCGCGCCUCGACGCACGCGUGCGCGUCUUUGUGCCGCAGCUCGGCAUCAACGCCGAGUGCGGCUGGCACCGCUCCAUCGCCGCCGCCGAGCUGGGUGCGCCGCUCAAGGUGCGCCUGCACGACGUCGUGCGCGCGGGCGUGCGCUCGAGCGUGAUCGUGGUGCCGGAGCACUGGAAUGCAUAGAUGCCACCGGUCAACCCCAGAGUGCAAGAAGAGGGCUGAGCGCAGAGGCCCGAUGAGCAACCUGAGCCGCUGCGGAUCCACGCAACUGCAUCGUCUCCACUCCAUUUCGAUCCAUGAUGACGCUG
Molecule: messenger RNA, 2902 nt
Organism: Tilletiopsis washingtonensis
Lineage: Eukaryota; Fungi; Basidiomycota; Exobasidiomycetes; Entylomatales
Product: RNB-domain-containing protein
Exons: 1
Coding region: 144-2777 (877 amino acids)
Biological process (GO): mRNA catabolic process
Cellular component (GO): exosome (RNase complex); P-body
Molecular function (GO): 3'-5'-RNA exonuclease activity; RNA binding
Source: RefSeq, a predicted model, not a curated record